CAGUCUGAUGGUUACAUUUAAUUUUUCAGAAAAUCAAUGGCAAUUUAAUAACAAAUUACAAAGAACUAAAGUUGUUUGCCUUAUUUUUUCUUGUUGGAAAUCUGCUGCUGUUUUGACUGUUCUGUACCAAUUUUGGUGCUGUUCUUGCUGCUCCUUUGAUAUAUACUGAAAGAUUUAUAUCAUGCCAAAAUAUAAUAAUAAUAAUAAUAAUUAUUAUUAUUAUUAUUAUAAUUAUAAUAAUAAUAAUAAUAAUAGGAUUUUUCUAAUGCAGAGGCCAGGGAAUAGAUUUUUUUUAAAACACAGGUGCACUGAGAAACUGGCACACAAGCAAAGAAGACUAAAGCAAACCAGCAUAAAAGGACUGCUCCCAGCUGGGAAGAAGGAGGACAAUAUCUGAGCGAAAUGAUAAAAAAAGCAAUAACAGCGAUUCAUUGCACACAGAUAACUACUAUUAAAAAAAUACAGGGCGCAGGUGUUCAGCUUGUUCUAGCUUUCUACACAUUUCACAAAAAACACAGAAUACAGUUUAAAUCUGGUUCCUGGAAGCUGAAAUUAAUAAGGACCGGUUCGGUGACACCAGCUGCAGAAAUGGCGGGUCAGGGUUCAUGUGGAAAAAACUUUAAUAUUGGACGUGUUUUGGUUACACGUUUCACAUGGUGUGCCAACAUUUUCUUGCUGUAAGAUAGGCUACUCAAGGACGACAAGAGUUGGAAAGGGCUGGAAAAAAGCAAGCGCUCACACCAUGAAGCAGAUGCACCUGGAGGAGAUCGUGAUGGAAGCGCUCAUACCGGCUUCGCGCAACGCCACGGAGACCGCGGGGAGGGUCGUCUCCGGAGCAACCGCCGCGUUACUGUCCGGAGCAACCGCCGCGUUGCUCCUCCUGCUCUGUGCGCUCCUCGUGGCCUGGAGCCGAUCAGACAAGUCCUCUGUGCCAGGACCCCCAUUCUACAUGGGCGUCGGCCCGCUUCUCUCUUACUUCCGAUUCAUUUGGACCGGGAUUGGCACCGCGAGCAAUUACUACAACGAAAGAUAUGGGGACAUAGUCAGGGUGUGGAUAAACGGAGAGGAGACGAUCAUCCUUAGCAGGUCAUCUGCAGUGUACCAGGUGCUGAGGAAGCCUCAGUACACCAGCAGGUUCGGCAGUAAACAAGGCCUGCGCUGCAUUGGCAUGCAUGAGAGAGGAAUCAUUUUCAACAACAACAUAGAGCUCUGGAAGAAAGUCCGCACCUACUUUGCUAAAGCUCUAACAGGUCCUGCGCUGCAGCGCACGGUGGCCAUUUGCGUCGCCUCCACAGACUCGCACCUGGACCAGCUGGAGGAGCUGACCGACCUCUCGGGCCAGGUGGACAUCCUCAACCUGCUGCGCUGCACCAUAGUGGACAUCUCCAACCAGAUGUUCCUCAGGGUACCCCUCAACGAAAAGGAGCUUCUGGUUAAAAUUCAGAAGUAUUUUGAAGCCUGGCAGACAGUUCUGAUCAGGCCAGACUUUUUGUUCAAAUUUGAGUGGAUGUACAAAGAACACAAGGAAGCAGCCCAUGAGCUGCACGAAGCAAUGGAAAUACUCGUGGAGAAAAAACGCAAGGCUCUCGAGGAGGCAGAGAAGCUGGAUGAUGCUGACUUUGCCACUGAUUUAAUAUUCGCUCAGAACCACGGGGAGCUGUCGGCAGAAAACGUGCGACAGUGCAUACUGGAGAUGAUCAUAGCCGCACCAGACACCAUGUCCAUCAGCCUGUUCUUCAUGCUCAUGCUGCUCAAACAGAACCCAGAGGUAGAGCAGGAAAUACUGAAGGAGCUGGACACUGUGAUCGGUGACAAGAAAGCAGAAAACAGCAACUUACAACAUCUAAUCAUCAUGGAGAGUUUCAUUAAUGAGUCCCUACGCUAUCAUCCAGUGGUGGACUUCACCAUGAGGAAAUCCUUGGAGGAUGAUGUCAUCGAAGGCUACAAGGUUUUCAAGGGAACGAACAUCAUCCUUAAUGUUGGGCGUAUGCAUAAAUGCGAAUUCUUCUCCAAACCCAAUGAAUUCAGCCUAGAGAACUUUGAAAAAACUGUGCCCAACCGUUUCUUCCAGCCCUUCGGUUCCGGGCCACGUUCCUGCGUUGGGAAACACAUCUCCAUGGUGAUGAUGAAAGCCAUCUUGGCGACGCUGCUGUCGCGGUACACCAUGUGCCCUCGAGAUGGCCGCACCCUCAACAACAUCCGCAAGACCAACAACCUGUCGCAACAGCUGGCUGAGAAAGACAGCGAGCUGACCAUGAUGUUCACCCCCAGGCGCAGACAGUAACGUGGCCGCUUCCAUCUCAUCGCUUUUGUUCAUCCACUCCGUAGCAAAGAAUGGUUCGUUAUUAUUAGACAUUUUUAUAUUGUACAGGUUCUUUUUUAUUUUUAAGUGUAGAAAUGCUACCUUAUAGAUAUUGUUGUUUAUAUUUUGUGGUUGACUAUUUGUGUAACGUUUUGGCUUCAAAGGAAUUCAAAUGCUUAACCGGUUUAAACAUUUUUGAGUAUCACAGACAGGCUGUUAUAACAAUAUAUUGUUCUGUAUUUCAAUGUAACCAAACCCAAAAGUAAAAAAUAUAUAUAUUGGCAGUAAAA
Messenger RNA from Anguilla anguilla (European eel), 2592 nucleotides. RefSeq names its product aromatase. The record is from RefSeq and is a predicted model, not a curated record. The coding region runs from base 743 to 2284 and encodes 513 amino acids. The transcript has 10 exons. Lineage: Eukaryota; Metazoa; Chordata; Actinopteri; Anguilliformes; Anguillidae. Gene Ontology annotation, molecular function: iron ion binding; heme binding; monooxygenase activity.